This is a messenger RNA of Priapulus caudatus, 1290 nucleotides long. Its product is annotated as teneurin-4-like. Gene Ontology annotation, biological process: motor neuron axon guidance. The coding region runs from base 1 to 1290 and encodes 429 amino acids. The record is from RefSeq and is a predicted model, not a curated record. The transcript has 4 exons. NCBI's taxonomy places the organism in Eukaryota, Metazoa, Priapulida, Priapulimorpha, Priapulimorphida, Priapulidae.
AUGUCAGUGAAGGUUCUCUACUAUGACAUCAGAGGCAGCUUAUUCGCUAUCCAGAUGGACGACAUGUAUUUCUACGUCGCCUCGGAUCACGUCGGCACUCCGCAGGCUGUGCUUAGCUCAGGCCUCAGUGUCAUCAAGGAGCUAACGACGGCGCCCUACGGAGAGAUAAUCUCCGACAGCAAUCCAGCGUUCACGAUCCCUAUCGGGUUUUGGGGUGGAAUCCAUGAUCCUGUGUCCAAGCUCGUGUUUAUUGAUGGCCGCCCGUACGACCCCGUGAUUGGUCGAUGGAUGUCACCUGACCAGAAGUGGGAGGAAGUAGCGGCAGAUCCGCAGUUGGCUAAUCGCUACAGAUUCCAGAAGAGCAAUCCCGUGAACAAGGACCGAGGAGGUGGCCGUUAUCUGAGUGACUUGGAGAGCUGGAUGAAGGUAUUCGGCUACGACACGGCGGUCGUGCGCACGCCCGUCGCGCCGACGCCGCACGCGACACCAGCCGACCCGACAUCGCUGCGGCUGUCGAGCGGUCUCGCCUGCUCGCUGACCGCCUGCGGCAUCGCGCUCGAACGCUACAGCUCAGUGCCGAAGUCAAAGGUCACCGAGCGCAUGCAUGCCGACUUCGCGCCGGCGCGCCUGUCGGCCGGCUCGGUGUUCGGCGACGGCAUACUGCUGUCGGUUGCCGACGGCGUCGUCGUCGUCAACGCGCUGCCGGGCGCGCACAAGCAGGCGCGCGACGUCGCCAUGGUGAUUCUCAACGGGACGCUGCCCGUCGGCCUGCAGCUGACGAUCCAGGGCAUGGACUCGCACUUCCUCGUCAAGCCGCCGGGUAAGCAGGUCGCCGAGGAUCUGUGGAAGCUGUCGAUGAGCGGCGACUGGCUGCCGCUCGGCAACGGCAUGAACGUCACCAAGCACGAGAUCGGCGGCGACGGUGGCGGCUCCGGCGGCGGCGAGGCGAGUUACAUCGACGUGCGUCUGCAGGGCGCGCAGUCUGUGAUAAACGUGCGCUACGGCACGACGCUGGCCGCCGAGACACAGCGCGUGCGCAACUACGCGAAGCAGUGGGCCAUCACUCAGGCGUGGGCGCGCGAGCAGAGCCUGCUGCACAGCGGCCACUUCGGCUCCUAUCACUGGACGGAGGCGGAGAAGCGCGAGAUCCUGCAGACGGGCGCGGCGGCCGACUACAGCGGACACUACCUGCGCGACGUCGGCAUGUACCCGCAGCUCGCCGACGACUGCAACAACAUCGUCUUCCGCAAGCGGCCGCCACUCGACAACAUGCUCAGCGGCGUGUUGUAG